AAACAUCGGCCGACGCCCAAACAAAACAUUAUUUUUGUGGAAUAGGUGUGUCGCACACGCCCGGCUGCAGUGUCCGCAGACUCCGAUUAAAAAUACUUCUAAUAAUACGUGAAUCGGUCUUCAAAAUAAUUAAACUAUCGGUGCCUAAAAUAUUUCUUGUGGUUUCGCGAUUUGUGAAAAUUAUUUUAAAUUUUCAAUAAUAAUUAAAAAUUACAUAACUAAUAUUAUCGGAAUAUUGAGUACUUCGAAACAUCGAGGAACAACUACCGGCAAUGGUGUCUACGAGGGGGGUCCGCUAUAAAUUCAGCGAAGGCGAGCGCGUAUUGUGUUAUGAACCGGAUCCUACAAAAGCCAAGGUGCUCUACGACUCCAAGGUUUUGGAAGUAAUUGAAAGUAAAGACAAGCGUGGCCGGCGUACUGUGGAGUACCUGAUACAUUUUCAAGGCUGGAAUUCAUCAUGGGAUCGCUGUGUUAGCGAAGAUUUUGUGUUGAAAGACACAGAAGAAAAUAGGCAGCUACAAAGAGAUUUAGCUGAGAAAUCUCAACUGCAACUGGGCGCCUAUUUAUACCGGCGCGAACGUAAAAAGGGCGGCGGCAGUGGCUCUAACUCGACCGGCGCGGGUCCCGCCAAACGCGCCAGACAUGGCUUCUCCGAUGAUGGCUCCUCCAGCAGCACUCAGCCUGAUGAUAAUGUUGAGGAAGGCGUGGAGACGGCCGACACUGACUCCUCGUCUGCAUCUGGGUCGAGUUCCCAGCCUCGGUCACCGCCACCCAACGUGCAUGUAGGCCGAGCUCACAUCACGCUGCCUUCAGCUUUACGUGAUCGGCUGACGUUUGAUUAUCAUUUGGUGGUGAAGCGAGGUCGCCUGUCGCAGUUGCCUGCGACGCCAUGUGCUGCGGAGAUCUUGGAGUCGUUUGUGAAGUGGUUCGCUCGUGCCGGUGCUUGGGCGACUCCUCGCGCCCGCCAUGAUCCGCCGCAGAAGCCUGAUAUGCUUGAUGUGUCUUGCAGAUUAAACUUGGUCCGCGAGGUGGCUGACGGUCUCCGCGUGUACUUCGAUUUCAUAUUACGCGGCCAUCUGCUUUACAAGCAGGAACUGGCCCAGUACCAUGAGAUCUGCGGACGUUUUAUUGAUGAACAAGAAGAAAUCAAGAAGCAGCAGUUGGAAGCGGAUGAUGACUAUGAGGACGAGCAAAUGGGUACCGAGGACGAAGUGACUGCAGCUGAAGAAGAUCUCAAGAGUCCCAAGAUACCGGAGUACUCACACCUGCCUCCAGAUCCCAUGGAUGCUGAUAAAAGCGAGGGAGAAUGCAACAACGAGGAGGCUUCGGUAUCGAAGACCGAAAAUAAUGAAAAGACUACAGCCGUCAGUGACUCCACCACCGACGACAACCAGGUCGCUGGCUCGGCCAAACCUCGCGAGGGAAGGUCUGCUACACGCAGUGGCAAUGUAGCAAGGAGGCUUCGUUCGCAUAAGUCGGUGGUGUCCCAGUCGGAAAACGAAGAGCCUACUCCAUCGACCUCUACCGGUGAACCGAGGUUGUUCGAGACCAUGUCGUCUAGUGUCGGCAGUAGCGGAUCGUCGCUGAGCGAGUGCUGGGCGCGGCCCACGCAGUCCACGCCCGCUCCGACCACUACACGCACUCCACUGUCUCUGUUGUUUGAUAAGGUUUCAAAAUGGCAGAUAAUUCCACGCGAGGGAACCGAACACUUGCCAUGCCGUGUAUACGGCGCCAUACAUCUUGCCAGACUGUUCGUAAAAUUACCUGAUUUUCUGAACGCUACUCAAAUGCCAGACUUCAAGUUGAAACUGAUUCUCAAGCACAUCGAUAUGUUCGUUCAAUUCUUGGAUGAGCACAGUGAGUGGUUCGGCGAGGUGUACUACGUGGCCGACAGCAUGUCUCGCUCCCGUUAAAGCUCACAACUACACCGAUACUCAUCAAAACCACAAAAUUUUGCUCUCUAUUGAGAUACUUUACAUUCCAAAAUAUUAAAAAGUCAUCGCUGAAUAUUUUUACGAGCUGAUUUAAAUUCAAAACAAAAUUGUUGAUUCGCCACCGUCCAAUGGAAACAAAAUUAAACGUCAGCGAUGUUGAAUCAGUUGCUAUACUAUCAGAAACCCUUACCCUUAUAAAUGCGCUUUCAUCUUGAAUCUCUUUGCAAAACUGUUCUGAUAAUAUAGCAACUGAUAUGAAUUCUAUCUUCUGGUAACGAGAUUACUAGAAACAAUCAAUAUUGUAAACGAGUGACUUAUUACGCCUUCAUUAGGAGACAUAAAGUUGAAUAAUGUAUUUCAAAGUUCUCAUGUUAAAUUCGCUUCUAACUCAAACACCACUUUUGAACCAGGGAUCUUGAUACCAUUGGUACAGAGUCCUUGCAUAGAGAGAAAGUUAUCAAGACUGGAAUGCGGGUGAAAUGCUCGGCCCGCGGCAAAGAUAUGAGAGAGACUGUGAAUGACUGCAUGUUUGGAUAAAGUUAUUAUUCAAAAGUGGUAUUUGUGUUAAGAUUACGUAGGGUACUAUUUUCUUGUAGGAAACGUUUGUCAGUAUUAUGUAGCGGUUGUAAUUGGGACCUUGUUAUUUACUAGCACUGGCCUAUCAAUGCACAAUAGGGAGCCUGGUAUGAUUAUUAUAGAUACGUAGAGGUUAGUCGUUGUAUUUAGACUAGCCCGUGUUUAAUCUUUCAACUUUAUACUAGAAGUAUAACUUUAGGUUUGUGCUUUUUGUGUGUAUGAUUUAUUAAUUUAUACAGGCUAUCGUAGCACAUUCGACGUACUAUACCGUCAUACCACAAUUUCUUAAGUCAAAAAGAUAUCUAGUUUGCUCAAAUAGUUGAUUGAGUGCAGACUAAUGCGUAAUAUAAGUUUAAUUAUCUAAAGUAAUGAACAAGUAAAUGGCUAUGUAGUGAAAUAGCGUUAUUUUUAAGUGUUUCAAUGUUCCAGGCAUUAUUUGUAUUAUUUACUGUACGUGUUGUGUUGCGUGUUUCACAUAGUAAAUAAUAAUGCAUACUAUUUGAGCGCAGCUAUUUACUAUUCAGGCGCGCACAUAAAUUAUAUCAACAUUAAACUAUAACAUUUAUGUAGAGACUAUAUCAAAUAUUGUUAUUCCAAGCAGCAGUUCUAACGAUGUAUCAAUUAUAGUUUCACUAAGUAGGUGUAGUCAGCAAAUUAGAGAAAUAAGUACAGUGCAAAUUGAAACUAGCU
This is a messenger RNA of Spodoptera litura, 3200 nucleotides long. RefSeq names its product male-specific lethal 3 (gene msl-3). Gene Ontology annotation, cellular component: nucleus; NuA4 histone acetyltransferase complex; MSL complex. Gene Ontology annotation, biological process: regulation of DNA-templated transcription; chromatin organization. The record is from RefSeq and is a predicted model, not a curated record. NCBI's taxonomy places the organism in Eukaryota, Metazoa, Arthropoda, Insecta, Lepidoptera, Noctuidae.